Molecule: messenger RNA, 1158 nt
Organism: Leishmania mexicana MHOM/GT/2001/U1103
Lineage: Eukaryota; Euglenozoa; Kinetoplastea; Trypanosomatida; Trypanosomatidae
Exons: 1
Coding region: 1-1158 (385 amino acids)
Source: RefSeq, a predicted model, not a curated record
AUGGACCGACUCGCAGGAAGUUUCCUGAGCAACGGCGACGUCGCCAACGCCUCGUCCCUGUACAACUCAUUAGAAAAGCUGAACCCAACCAGGUACAGUCGUAUGGCGCGCAUCUGCCGUGUGCUCCUCAACCCGCAAGGGGUGCCACUGCCGCAUCGCCAUCGCGACAUCUGCGAAGCGCUUCUAGACCCUCUCGUGCCACCAGAAGUGCUCCUUUGUGACUCUGCGGAGAAUGUCCAGAAGUCGUUUCAACGCCUGGCCGUAUGCACGCAUCCCGACAAGAACCCAAGCCCGAGCGCCAACGAAGCUUUUCUUAGACUAACAAUGAUGAAGGACAAAGCGCUGGAACAGCUGCGCGAUGAGGUGGCGCGAAAGUGCGAUGGAGCACCUGAGGCCUCUCCUGGCAAGGCAGCAGCCUCGAAUGGACGCAAGAGCAAGCCCAAGACGCAGAAGCCUGGCCCUGCGGUGCCCACCGUAGCUCACAGGCGGCGGCCGUUGAGACCAGAGGUCCCUCUACCCGCAGCCGCUACUGCAGUUGCUUCGGACAUCAACACCGUCGCCGCGGUCUCCUCCACGAUUUCCCAACUGCGAAGGACCAAAAUCACCCUGAACGCUCUGAAGCGGAAGGAUAUCGCAGAUGAUUUCGAAAUCUUCAGCGCCACACAGCGCACCAUGGCGGUGCAGUCGGAGGUGAGUCUCAGUGACGUGGAGGCGGAUCACCUCGCCACCACAGUGCCGGUAAUGUCCACGAAGGAGAGAGCGCGGCGCGCGAAUCGUCGGCGAUCGCAGUCCAGCGCCCCACAGGAAAAGACAGCUACUGUGCCUCGUGCGUCGUCCCCCAACGCGAGCCCAUUGCUCUCCGGCAGCCUCUAUGAUGCGAUGCCGGUGUCCUCACACAAACCGCCAUCCCCAUCGCCUCAGACAUUAGAAGGUCCCACCGGGAGUGUCAAGAGCAGCGGUGCCGGUGGUCGCGAUGUGUCAGCCCUCUACUCACCAUCCAUCCCCACUGCCGCCUUCCCCGCUGACAGUGAUGCGAUCCGGCGGCAGAUUGACGAAGCAUGUCUUCGCUUGCGAGAGAUGCGCCUGCAGCAUACCACGGUGCGCCUCGAUCUCGACCUUAGCUUUGAAGCGUACGAGCGCAGCAAGCAGCCACAGUGA